ACCUAGAUAUAAAUACAAAACAUCUAGUAGUGAUGACUUCGCACCUCAGCGCAGCGCUUCACCAUCUUCUCGAGAUUACUUCAGGACUUUAGGGUUUCAGUGAUCCGCAGCUGCACACAUCAAACAUGGCGACUCAAAUUAGCAAGAAGAGAAAGUUUGUAGCUGACGGUGUGUUCUACGCCGAGCUGAACGAGGUUUUAACGAGAGAGCUUGCGGAAGAUGGUUACUCUGGUGUGGAAGUUAGGGUUACUCCAAUGAGGACUGAGAUUAUCAUCAGAGCCACACGUACUCAAAAUGUUCUCGGUGAGAAGGGGAGGAGGAUCAGAGAGUUGACAUCUCUUGUUCAGAAGAGAUUCAGGUUUCCUCAAGACAGUGUUGAGCUUUACGCUGAGAAGGUGACCAACAGAGGUCUCUGCGCUAUUGCACAGGCUGAGUCUCUCCGUUACAAACUCCUCGGUGGACUUGCCGUUCGCAGGGCUUGCUAUGGUGUCUUGAGAUUCGUCAUGGAAAGUGGUGCUAAAGGAUGUGAGGUCAUUGUGAGUGGAAAGCUUCGUGCAGCACGUGCCAAGUCCAUGAAAUUCAAGGACGGUUACAUGGUUUCGUCUGGUCAGCCAACCAAGGAUUACAUCGACUCUGCUGUCAGACAUGUUCUGCUUAGACAGGGUGUUCUCGGAAUCAAGGUGAAGGUCAUGCUUGACUGGGACCCUAAGGGAAUAAAUGGACCAAAGACACCAUUGCCUGAUGUUGUCAUCAUCCAUACCCCCAAGGAGGAUGAUGUCAACUCUGCUCCUGCUCAGGUUACUGCUCCGGCUGCCCUUGCACCGGAAGCUCCCCUCACAGCAGUAGACUACCCUGAGAUGAUCCCAGUCGCCUAGAAGAAACCCUUUGGUUACUCUUACCAUGGGAUACUUCUGUUUUUGUUAUAACUAUUCUGUGUCUCUUGAUACUCGGUAGUUGUUUUUCUAAAUCCUCCAAUUAGACAAGUUUUUUUUCUCAUGGUUCCAAACUUAUGUCAAUUAUUUUUUAGACUGGAUGCUUAUGUUCAAUGGAAUUUUUGGUCUUAAUAAGAACAAAAAUUACUACUACAA
Molecule: messenger RNA, 1088 nt
Organism: Raphanus sativus (radish)
Lineage: Eukaryota; Viridiplantae; Streptophyta; Magnoliopsida; Brassicales; Brassicaceae
Product: 40S ribosomal protein S3-2
Exons: 6
Coding region: 126-875 (249 amino acids)
Biological process (GO): translation
Cellular component (GO): nucleus; cytosolic small ribosomal subunit
Molecular function (GO): RNA binding; structural constituent of ribosome
Source: RefSeq, a predicted model, not a curated record